Molecule: messenger RNA, 1059 nt
Organism: Diaporthe amygdali
Lineage: Eukaryota; Fungi; Ascomycota; Sordariomycetes; Diaporthales; Diaporthaceae
Product: cupin domain-containing protein
Exons: 2
Coding region: 1-1059 (352 amino acids)
Source: RefSeq, a predicted model, not a curated record
AUGAGUAUCCCAAUCCAGACAACACCGCCCGACUCCAACGCGGCCUAUAUCAUCGACCAGCUCGAGGGCGAACGCAUCAGUAUCCCUGGAAGCAAGGGUGUCUUUAGGAUUCUCGCCUCAUCAAAACAAACCAGCGGAGGAAUUGCCGUCUUCACAAGUGGUGCCGUGCUAUCAGAUGCCCCAGGCUUUCACUGGCACGCGGAGGCCCACGAUGUCUUCCUUGUUACCAAGGGAUUCCUGAAGCUCUGGAACGGCGACAAGUGCAGGAUCAUGGGCCCAGGCGACUUCGCGUACAUCCCUCCAAAAAUCAUCCACAACCCCGAGCUGAUAGGCCCACAUACCGAGACCCUGGGUCUGAUCGCCCCGGGCGACUGGGUGGACUUCUUCAGGUACGUGGGCGAGACGUACAACGGCAUCAUUGUGCCCGAAUCCGACGACCGCGACAUCAAGAGCUUGCUCAUCCCCAAGGUGAUGGCCGCCAAGGACCGCUUCGACGUCAACUUUGUGCGCGACUACGACCCGCCCGCGGUCGGCGAGUGGCUCGACUCCGAGAACAUCCUCCCGGAUCCUCUGACCCCGUACUUCCUCCGUGCCAACACCGGGCCGAGACAGAUCCUCGGGGGCGUCUUGUCCAGGCCGUUCAUCUUCGCUUCUCAGUGUAGCGGGAAAUUCGCUAUUUCUAGCAUCGAGUCUUCGAACCAGUAUGGCUCGUCUCCGUUCGCGCAGCAAUGGCUGACCUUUAAAAAUGUGCAUCACUGUUUUACUGUCCAAGAGGGCAUCCUGAAGGUCAAGCUCAAGGAGGAGAGCUCCGAUAAGUGGAACAAGGUCAGGGAAGGACAGACGCUUUUGGUGCCCGCAGGGAAGGCAUUCGUUCUUGACUUCGGAAGCCGGUUUGUGAGAGCUAUCACAUUCACGAAUGGACCCGGACUGGAAGAGGUUGUCAAGUUGGCCGGCGCCGAUUGCCCAGCCGUUGUCCUGCCAGAUACGGCGGCUGCGUAUGAGCGUAGUAAACUUCAAGACGUGUUAGGUCAAGUCGGCGUCGUUGUAGAGAAUCUUUAG